GAAGAUGCUCGCCCAAGCAAGUGGCCGCGGAUCCAAGCAAGGGGCUGACAAUAGAAUGGCACACGAGUUGAAGAAGGGGGUGACGAAACCACAAGAUAUCUCCAAACAUGAUGCGGAUGAUGAAAUUAUGCAACUACGAAGAAGAUUUAAACGGCAGAAUUAUGAAAUCAUAAGAGUUAAUGCUCGCUAUGCAGCCCAGCUGCGCGAGCUUGAGCUUCAACGUUCGGAGCUAGCUGGCAAGAUCUUCGAUUUGCAUGCGGAAGUCGCACGAUUGACAUCCGAAAACGAAAGAUUGGUUCAGCUUAAUGUGCAAUUACAACGACAGUCCAGCCCCGAGAAAUUCGAAAACCUGCAGUUAUUUAUUCAAAUGGCACUGGAGAGUUUGGAAUCCUUCCUGGACCUUAUCUCGGUUAAAGCUCUACUCUUUGAAGAAAAGGUUGUCCCCGGGCUGAAAAGAAUGCUGCAAGCUUCCACAGUAGGCGAAAUUGCGGACUCUUUCGCAUUUUCACCUGAGCAUUUAAAUGAAAAACAGGAUUCUACGAUCGACCAUUACCUGCAUAACAAAUUGCCGUCAAACGAUGAUCUUAUGCAAAUUCCAACCGAAAGAGUGCCGGACGAGGAAGGAAUUCGACCGAGAAUUAGGUCUUUCAUAUUCGUUAAUCUUGAAUUGCUCGUGAAAUUAAAGGAACUGACAGCACCCAGCAGAAGGUCCCGAUCGAACUUUGGAAAUUUAUCGCCUAUAGCUGAGGUCGACGCGGAGGAGUCCUUCCCGUUUUUCGAAGGCACGCAGGGAUCACAAUAUUCUGCGAGGAAUCCGGGGACAUUUAAAUUGCGCGAGCGACAAAGGACCAGUAAAACAGCCUCAUCGCGUGUUAUCCAACCUAUACAAAAUGAAUUGCAAGAAGAAAAUGCGGAACCAUUCCGGAAAGGGGCCGCAAAGACUACUAGGGUAACCAAGACAAUAAAGGCGUCUAGCUUAGGCAUAACGACACAAGAUAAGUCAGAUGGCGGCGGACACCAGACGAAAACGUCCAAACAAGCAUCGGUGUCUGCAUUUGAAAAACAACGUCAAAAUGGGGAAACAGAGACAAUGGCAGGGUUUCUGGAUACCGAUGGCACUGGCCAAACAUGGGCAGACACGAUAACAUGUACAACCGAGGAAAACAUGAGAAGAACGAGGCGAAGAACCCCGAUCAAAAGCUAUGCGUUGCCUUCCUUACGCAGCAAACUCAGACAAGGUGAUGAAUUUACCAUUCCGAUAGAAAGCUCAGCCCCAAGACAUGGGACCACGAACAGCCGCAUUCCAAUAUCCCUAAGGACACCACCAAAGAAAUCUUCAUCCCUAAGUCCUCCAAGGGGAAUGCAAUGGCAAAAGGAAAACGCCGAUUCUUCUCUUCCAACGCCACCGAAAGGAACUGAACCUAACUUUCGUAGCGGUAGUCCGAUUUUAUUAUCUACCAUCGAUACUGUAUAGACAUUUCAUCAUUCGGGGAGAUAAUUAGAGUUACGAUUUCUAAUGUAGAUGAUCUAGUUGGCCGUGUGGCGUAUAUCCACAUUCCAC
This is a messenger RNA of Spizellomyces punctatus DAOM BR117, 1561 nucleotides long. RefSeq lists its product as uncharacterized. The record is from RefSeq and is a predicted model, not a curated record. The coding region runs from base 5 to 1474 and encodes 489 amino acids. NCBI's taxonomy places the organism in Eukaryota, Fungi, Chytridiomycota, Chytridiomycetes, Spizellomycetales, Spizellomycetaceae. Gene Ontology annotation, biological process: meiotic chromosome segregation. Gene Ontology annotation, cellular component: chromosome, centromeric region; nucleus. The transcript is spliced from 12 exons.